Messenger RNA from Oncorhynchus masou masou (cherry salmon), 2669 nucleotides. It is a transcript of the gene edil3b, whose product is annotated as EGF-like repeats and discoidin I-like domains 3b. The record is from RefSeq and is a predicted model, not a curated record. Gene Ontology annotation, molecular function: signaling receptor activity; calcium ion binding. The transcript is spliced from 11 exons. Gene Ontology annotation, cellular component: plasma membrane. The coding region runs from base 437 to 1828 and encodes 463 amino acids. NCBI's taxonomy places the organism in Eukaryota, Metazoa, Chordata, Actinopteri, Salmoniformes, Salmonidae.
CUAUUUUGUUAACAUUGAUUAUUAUAAUGAGGUUAUACAUCCAUUUUCAAUCACCAGGAGAUGAUUGUGAUGGCUAAACUACAACUUCAGGUUAGUCAAUUCUAGCUACUGAUUGUGGCGGUCAAGCAGCCGAGGUGAGAUACUGCGCAGCAUCACUGCGGUGAAGCGAACCAGAGAAGAUGUGGUAGCGCUCAACCUCAGGAUCGCUUUGCUUUUUGUCUGUCUGCCUAUUUAUCUGCGCAACAAAACUCGCAUCUCCGGGUAAACUGAUUGACAGACAGCUUGCGAGGAGGAGUCGCCAACAUCAUCAGCAUCAUCAUCAUUAUCAUCACAGCGGCCUCUGCAGCGAGGGCGGAGGAGAGGAGACGAGAGAAAGAAGAUAAGUUUUCUGCCCUUUGUUUUGGUUUUGACCGCGGGGGAAAGCAGUAACUCGGAGAUGCACCUGCUAUUGUCCCUCGCGGUGCUGUGCCUCGGUGCGGCUGUGCUUCGGCAGGUGAACGGGGAUGAAUGUGAACCUGUGUCAUGUGAGGGUGAUGCAGACUGUUUCACCCCCCAGUUAGAGGAGGCGCUACUCUUAUCCACGCCAGACUGGGAGGAGCUGAUUACAGCAGGUCCGUGCCAGCCCAACCCAUGCCACCAUGGGGGUGUGUGUGAGACCACUAAUGCCCAACGAGGUGAUGCCUUCCUGGGGUACCACUGUCACUGCUCCCCUGGCUACUCUGGAGCCCACUGCCAACACAAUGUGAAUGAGUGUGAGAGUGGGCCGUGCAGGAACGGAGGUGUGUGUACAGACCGGGAGGCCAACUACACGUGUGUGUGUCCUGGAGAAUACACGGGCAGGACCUGCCAGCACAAGUGUUCAGGUCCUCUGGGCAUGGAGGGUGGUAUCAUCACCAAGGGGCAGCUGUCCUCCUCCUCUGCUCAGCGGGGCAUGUUUGGUUUGCAGCACUGGAGCCCUGACCUGGCCCGGCUCCACCGCAGGGGCAUGGUUAAUGCCUGGAGCCCUGCACUCAGCGACCGCUGGCCCUGGAUACAGGUGAACCUGCGGCAGCAGAUGCGUGUGACGGGGCUGAUUACCCAGGGUGCUCGGCGGCUGGGCAGCUCAGAGUAUGUGAAGUCCUAUAAGAUCGCCCACAGCGACGACGCUAGGACCUGGAGCAUGGUGAAAACCAGAGGAGACACACAGGACAUGAUAUUCCACGGUAACUCAGACAGCAGUUCUCUCAUGGCCAACACCUUCUCUUCACCAAUUGAAGCACAGUACAUACGGGUUUACCCUCAGGUCUGCUGGGGCCAUUGUAUGCUGCGCAUGGAGCUGAUGGGCUGCGAGCUCACAGGCUGUUCAGAGCCUCUGGGUCUAAAGGGGGGUCAGGUGCAGGACUCCCAGCUGACCUCGUCCUCUGUGUACCGGACCCUGGGCAUGGGUCUGCUGGCCUGGACCCCGAACAGAGCCAGACUGGACAACCAGGCCAAGGUCAACGCAUGGACCGCAGCCACCAAUGACCAAAACCAGUGGAUACAGGUAGACCUGUUGGUUCCUACUAAGGUAACAGGUGUAGUGACUCAGGGAGCUAAGGACUUUGGCCGUGUCCAGUUUGUGCGCUCCUACAAACUAGCCUACAGCAACGAUGGACAGAGGUGGACGACAUACCAGGACGAAACACAACACAAGGACAAGGUGUUCCAGGGGAACGUUGAAAAUGACACCCACAGGAAGAACUCCGUCCAGCCGCCCAUAUAUGGUCGUUUCCUCCGCCUCAUCCCCUGGUCCUGGUACGGACGCAUCACACUGAGGAUGGAGCUUCUGGGCUGCACAGAGGACGACUGACCAUCUCUCUCUCUCACCCUCUCUCUUAUCCCUCUGUCUCUCCCUCUCUCUCUUCUCCCUCUUUCUCUUUCUCUCUCACCUAGCUCUCUCUUCUCCCUCUGCCUCUUUCUCUCUCACCUAGCUCUCUCUUUCCCCUCUCUCGCUCUUUCCCUGUCCUGCUUCUGUUUCUCUCCCCUUUCUCCAUCUCUCCAUCUCCCAUCUCUAUCGCUCUUCUCCCUUCUUCCAUCUCGCUCUCACUUGACCUCUUCUCCACCCCCCCACCCCCCUCUUUCCCUCUUGCUGGAAGUAGCAGUGUGGACAGUGGUCAUAAGAGACACCGGGAAAGAAAAUGGGACGUAGAGGUCACAAUAGGUGACUGGUUUACCGUGUGUUAUUUAUUUCUUGGAUUAUAAGGUACUGUACUUCUGCUCUUCGAUGUUUUUGCUAUAUCGUACUCCUGUGUGAUAGCAUUUCCAACAGCAGUGUAGUGUCAAAACAAUACAGGGUUAAUAACGUCUCCGUGACCAACCUUUGACCCUUCCAUCCAACCGUUUCUGAGGGCGAAACAGCCCUCUCGAAGCACAAAGCUCCCCUAAAUAACGAUAACAUUUGAAAGGCGUUUUACAGACAUUGUAACAGGGAAGUUACAACGUUAUUCACACUACAUUGCGAGGAAUAAGGUAUUUUAAUGCUGUUGAAGAGAUAGAAAAUGUCACCCAAAGUGUGCUCUCUACUGUACAAUAACCUCUGAUAUGGUAUUCGUUGAUACUGGUUGAACACAAUAUUGAUGGUUGUAACAUAAUUCUUUAGCUGAUAUGGUGCAACAAGCCACUUUCUGUGUAGUAAAACAAGUGACAUAAUA